Molecule: messenger RNA, 3453 nt
Organism: Aspergillus calidoustus
Lineage: Eukaryota; Fungi; Ascomycota; Eurotiomycetes; Eurotiales; Aspergillaceae
Source: the annotation of a GenBank genome assembly
AUGGCGUCGUACAGAGCGGAAGGUGUUGCUUCUCCUCAGGCACCUGUUCCCACUAUUACAAUCCAAAUUCCUGAUCCCAUUUCUACUACUGGCGAUGCCGAUGAGAUAAACAGGGAGCCCAUGCCAGAGGACGUCACCCGAAAUAGAGCGCUAAGUGACCUAACGGCCGUAAGUAGCCUCUACGGCGGCCGCGAUCGAGCAAUGAGUGAAACGACUAUGGCACCGAGCAGUCCGAGUCUGAGUAUGCUGAAAGGAGAAAAGAACCAGUCCAACCUAGCAUCCAGCAUUUUCCUAGCAAAUGAGCAGGAAGAAGCUCUUCGACCUGAUCCUGGCACGGAGGCAGACUUCAAGGUCGACAAUAACCCAUUCCAAUUCACUCCUGGCCAGCUUAACAAGCUUCUAAACCCGAAGUCUUUACCUGCACUUGUUGCCCUUGGAGGGCUCUCCGGCCUGGUCAAAGGUCUUCAUACCGACCCUAAUGCAGGACUCAGCACCAACGAAACAUCGGUCUCAGAGGGUGACUCCCACGAACCCUUUGCGGACCGCAUCCGGGUCUUCAAACGAAAUGUGCUACCAGAGAAGAAAGCAACGCCCCUCUGGGAGCUCAUGUGGAUGGCUUACAAUGAUAAGGUGCUCAUUCUCCUUACCGCGGCAGCCGUUAUUUCCUUGGCCUUAGGCCUUUACGAGACCUUCGGUGUGGAACAUCCUCCUGGCUCGGGAAUGCCCCUUGAUUGGGUGGAGGGCUGCGCAAUUUGUGUUGCAAUCAUUAUCGUUGUUAUGGUGGGAUCGCUGAAUGACUACCAGAAGGAACGAGCAUUUGUUAGGUUAAAUGCAAAAAAGGAGGACCGUGAAGUGACUGUGAUUCGAUCAGGAAAAUCUAUUCGAAUCUCUGUCCACAAUGUCCUAGUCGGCGAUAUUCUUCAUCUUGAGCCUGGAGACCUGGUCCCUGUUGACGGCAUUUUUAUUGAAGGCCACAAUGUGAAAUGCGACGAGUCAUCCGCCACUGGUGAAUCUGACCAGCUCAAAAAGACAGGAGCUGAGCAAGUCAUACGAUUACUCGAGCAAGGACACACCAAGGACCUGGAUCCCUUCAUUAUCUCUGGGAGCAAGGUUCUUGAAGGUGUUGGUACGUGCGUGGUAACCUCAGUCGGCGUCAAUUCCAGCUACGGCAAGAUUCUUAUGGCUAUGCGCCAGGAUAUGGAGCCCACUCCUCUUCAGAAGAAACUAGAUGGUCUAGCUGGAGCUAUUGCUAAGCUAGGAGGAAGUGCUGCACUGCUUCUAUUCUUUGUUUUAUUGUUUCGCUUCCUAGGCGGGCUUCCGGGUAAUCGACAAACCAGCACAGAGAAGGCAUCUCAAUUCACUGAUAUUCUGAUUGUUGGAAUCACUGUUAUCGUGGUGGCAGUCCCAGAGGGUCUUCCUCUUGCAGUGACCUUGGCGCUUGCUUUUGCAACCACGCGCAUGGUAAAGUCAAAUAAUUUGGUCCGAGUGCUAAAAUCCUGUGAAACUAUGGGCAACGCGACCACGGUCUGUUCGGAUAAAACAGGAACACUCACUCAAAACCGCAUGACCGUUGUUACUGGCACCUUUGGCUCCGACGAAUUUGACAACAAGAACCAAACCAGCAAUAGGCAAUCUGCAGCGUUCGCUAACGACAUGACCCCGGAACAUAAACGGAUGAUCAUCGAGUCCAUUGCAAUAAACUCGACCGCAUUUGAAGGCGAAGAAAACGGUGUCCCAGGAUUCAUUGGGUCAAAAACAGAAACCGCCCUUCUUGGAUUUGCUCGUGAUGUUCUUGGAAUGGGGUCCUUGGCUGAAGAACGUUCGAACGCCACUAUUGUACAGCUAAUGCCUUUUGAUUCGGGCCGCAAAUGCAUGGGCGCUGUGAUCCGAUUGUCUGAUGGCACGCAUCGAUUUCUUGUCAAGGGCGCAUCUGAAAUUCUCCUUGGAUACAGCUCUUCACUCUGGAUGCCAUGGGGACAGGUGACGCUUCACUCUGAGGAGCACGAGCGGCUAGAAGGGGUCAUUUUAAAUUAUGCCGAACAAUCACUCCGAACGAUCGCUCUUGUUUGUCGUGAUUUUGCAGAGUGGCCUCCCAGCUAUGCUAUCGACACAGACGAGGAGGAUGCUUCUGAAGUCAAUCUCAGUCGCUUGCUAAGCAAUAUGACAUUUCUUGGUGUUGUUGGCAUCCAGGAUCCUAUUCGUCCUGGCGUUCCUGAGGCUGUAUCAAAAUGUCAUCAUGCUGGUGUGACUGUUCGCAUGGUCACUGGUGAUAACAUGGUUACAGCUAAGGCUAUUGCAACCGACUGUGGAAUCUAUACAGGUGGAUUAGUGAUGGAGGGACCCCGGUUCAGGACCUUGAGUAAUGAGGAGUUUAGGGAUAUCCUCCCACAACUCCAAGUCCUUGCACGUUCCUCGCCUGAAGACAAACGGAUUCUUGUCACAAAGCUACGUGAAAUGGGCGAAAUCGUUGCAGUAACGGGAGAUGGCACAAAUGAUGGACCUGCGCUUAAGGCAGCAAAUAUUGGCUUCUCUAUGGGAAUUGCUGGCACGGAGGUAGCCAAAGAGGCGUCCGCAAUAGUGCUUAUGGAUGAUAACUUUUCAUCUAUUCUAACUGCACUAAUGUGGGGAAGGGCAGUCAACGAUGCCGUGCGAAAGUUCCUCCAAUUCCAGAUUACAGUCAACAUUACUGCAGUCCUUCUCACAUUUAUUUCAUCUGUUUCGGACCCGGAGAUGCGCUCAGUGCUGACAGCUGUACAACUGCUGUGGAUUAACCUCAUUAUGGAUUCCCUAGCUGCGCUCGCGCUUGCAACUGAUCCACCCACUGAAGAAAUCCUGGACCGCAAACCUGUCAAGGGAGGCGCACCUCUGAUAUCGACAACCAUGUGGAAGAUGAUCAUUGGCCAAUCGAUAUUCCAGCUAACCGUUACCUUGAUUUUGCACUUUGGUCCUCGCCAGGGCUUCCUCGACUACCCAGAUGAGUACAGACGGUCGAUUGUGUUCAACACGUUUGUGUGGAUGCAAGUUUUCAAUGAAUUCAAUAAUCGACGUCUAGACAACCGAUUCAAUAUCUUCACUGGCCUCCAUCGCAAUUGGUUUUUCAUUGGUAUCAAUUGCAUCAUGGUCAGCUGCCAAAUUGUUAUUGCCUUUUACGGCGGCGCUGCAUUUAGCAUUGUUGCUAUUGAGGGGGAACAAUGGGCAAUCUGUAUUCUUGUUGCAGCAAUCUCGCUUCCCUGGGCUAUCUGUAUUCGGCUAUUCCCAGACCCGUGGUUUAAAAGAAUCGCGAAAUUCGUCGGCAAACCCGUGAUACUAGUUUACGGACCACUGAGUCGAGGGGCACACCGACUAGGCCAGAAGAUUCGGCCCCGGAAGCAUAAAUCCAAUUCAGCAGAAGGAGAGACAUUGGACCAGUCGACUCAGCGCUCACCGAACGGAGAUCCAGAAAAAGGCCAGUAG